Molecule: messenger RNA, 1066 nt
Organism: Xenopus laevis (African clawed frog)
Lineage: Eukaryota; Metazoa; Chordata; Amphibia; Anura; Pipidae
Product: olfactory receptor 51E2
Exons: 1
Coding region: 32-976 (314 amino acids)
Source: RefSeq, a predicted model, not a curated record
UUAAGCUAUAAACAAAGUCCCAGCCCCAGCAAUGGGAAUGUUCAACAUCAAUGGCUCCUUUUCCCACACAGAGUUUAUCCUCUUCGGAUUCCCUGGGAUCUCCCAGUCCAGACAUUGGUUGUUCAUCCCCUUUUUCUUCAUUUACCUGGAGAUCCUGAUGGGAAACUUAAUGAUUAUCUAUCAGAUACUGGUAGAAAGGAGCCUUCAUCUCCCCAUGUACUCACUUAUCUGUCUUCUAUUUGCUGUCAACAUCUCCUGCACAACUGCAAUUGUACCCAACAUGUUAUUGGGCUUGGUGUUUGGGCUAAACGAUAUCUCCCUUGGUUCCUGUCUGUUUCAGAUGUUCUUUAUAUACACAGCCCUCAUACUUGAGUCCACUAUGUUGGUGAUCAUGGCUUUAGACAGGUAUCUGGCCAUCUGUAGGCCCUUAAGGUACCACAAUAUAAUGAACAAUUGUUUGGUAGGCCAACUUUUCCUCAUUGGUUUAGUUCAGAGCAGCCUUUUCUCUGCUCCAAUUAUCAUUGUGGCUUCCCAAGUCCACUUCUGUAGAUCCAACAUCAUCUGGCAUUUUGCUUGUGAGAACAUGGUGCUCUUGAAUCUUGGCUGUGGAGACAUCUCUAAAAUCCAGCUGUUGGGACUGAUGGUGAGGAUCUUGGUUAUAGCCAUGGACAUCAGCCUUCUCCUGGUUUCAUACCUGUACAUCUUCCACUCAACAAUGAAGAUCGCUAGAGGCAAAUCCCUACACAAAACUCUGCACACUUGCAGUACACACUUGAUAGUGGUUGUGCUGAACUACAGUUGUGGCUUAUCAUCUGCCAUUUUAUACAGGUUGUCCAUUUCAGUUGAUGUCCAAAAUCUUUUCAGUGCAAUAUACUAUCUGUUUCCAGCCACUGUUCACCCAUUUAUCUAUGGCUACAGAAUGAAAGAGAUUAGAACUUGCUUAGUAAAGUCAUGGAGGGGGAGGGGUUGUGUGUGAAUAAAUUACACAGUAGAUGAAUGGAAAGAAAAGGCACAAGAAGAAUUUUGCAUUUCAUUUGUAUGAAAUGCCAAACUUUUUUAAGAAUUU